AUGGAUAUGAAAGAUAACGCUAUUACCAUGACCGAUUUUUCCCUGAACAAGGCCGCUGCGGGUGCGGACGGUUAUAAAUCCGCUGCCGACAUUUUGGCCGCUGUUGAAAAACUGGGCCCGUUGAUCGCGCAAGAAGCCGAUGAAGUGGACCGUUUGCGGCAUCUUACGCCCCGGCUUUUGGCGGCGUUGAAGGACGCGGGCGUGUUUCGCAUUGCAUGGCCCGCCGCGUGGGGUGGACCAGAGAUGCGGUUCGAGGAUCAGAUCCGUUUGGUCGAGAUGCUCUCGUAUCACGACGCCUCUGUUGCGUGGAACGUCCAAAUCCUGUCCGAUACGGGUUUUUACGGUGGCCAGUUCCCCGAAGAUGUCGCCCGCACCCUGUACACUUCUAUGGAUAAUGCGACGGCGGGUGGGUUCUAUCCACCGCAACGUGCGGACAAGGUGCCCGGCGGGUGGCAUAUCAAAAAGGCGCGCUGGCCGUUCGGAUCGGGCAUUCACAGCGCGGAUGUGAUUGUGGGUGGUGUGCAGUUGUUUGAAAACGGUACGCCGAUCCUGGACGAAACCGGCGCGCCAGAGUUUCGUGUGGCCUAUCUGCCCAAAGAGAAAGUCUCCCUUUUGGACACGUGGCAUGUGCAUGGGCUGCACGGUUCCGGCAGCACGGAUUACAUGAUCGAGGAUGUGACCAUUCCCGAUGCGAAGGUGUUCAAGUAUUUCGAUGGACAGGCCAGUCACCUUCCCCCGUUGUCGCGUUAUGCGGAUCUGAUUGCCCAAUCCUUGCAAGGCGUUGUACUGGGUCUGGGCCGUCGCAUUCUGGAUGACGUGAAAACCUGCUUGCAACGCAAAUCUCCCAAUGAUCGCCUGAUCCGCAGCCAAUAUGCCGAGGCCGAGAUGAAUUAUCGUGCCGCCCGCGCCUAUAGCAUGGGGACCGCGACAAUGCUGAGCGAUAGGUUGCUGUCGGGCGGGAUGCUGGAUGACAGCGAAUAUAUGAAUGCCACGUUGGCAUCGGUGAAUGCGGGACAUCAAAUCCACAAGGCGUGUACAAUGGCGUUGGAAUUGGUUGGUGCCUAUACGAUUUACGAGGCAUCUGGUUUCGUGCGUCGUCGCCGCGAUCUGGAUGCGUUGUUGGUACAUAUCAGCCAUCAACGCAAAGCCUUACAAAACCCGGGUGCCAAGCUGCUUGGCGAAACGGACCUUGUGCGUCUUGCGUGA
This is a messenger RNA of Teleopsis dalmanni, 1206 nucleotides long. Its product is annotated as putative acyl-CoA dehydrogenase YdbM. NCBI's taxonomy places the organism in Eukaryota, Metazoa, Arthropoda, Insecta, Diptera, Diopsidae. The transcript has a single exon. Bases 1 to 1206 code for a protein of 401 amino acids. The record is from RefSeq and is a predicted model, not a curated record. Gene Ontology annotation, molecular function: oxidoreductase activity, acting on the CH-CH group of donors; flavin adenine dinucleotide binding.